Pyrus x bretschneideri (Chinese white pear) is the source of this 1065-nucleotide messenger RNA. RefSeq names its product 14-3-3-like protein GF14 kappa. The transcript has 4 exons. Gene Ontology annotation, cellular component: cytoplasm. The record is from RefSeq and is a predicted model, not a curated record. NCBI's taxonomy places the organism in Eukaryota, Viridiplantae, Streptophyta, Magnoliopsida, Rosales, Rosaceae. Gene Ontology annotation, biological process: signal transduction. Bases 77 to 841 code for a protein of 254 amino acids.
UCUCAACCCCUCUCGCUCUCCGGUCGCACUCACCUCUUCCUCCUCUCUCCAACUCUCUCACUCCUCAGCUCCUCCAAUGGCUUCCGCCGUCCCAGAAAACCUCAGCCGCGAGCAGUACGUGUACCUGGCGAAGCUCGCCGAGCAGGCCGAGCGCUAUGAGGAGAUGGUUAGCUUCAUGGAGAAGCUCGUGGUGAGCUCCACCGCCGCCGGGACAGAGCUGACGGUGGAAGAGCGCAAUCUGCUCAGUGUCGCCUACAAGAAUGUCAUCGGCUCGCUCCGCGCGGCCUGGCGCAUAAUCUCGUCGAUCGAGCAGAAGGAGGAAGGCCGUCGCAACGAGGAGCACGUGGCGCUCGUCAAGCAGUACAGAUCCAAGGUGGAGACUGAGCUCUCCGCCAUCUGCGCUGGAAUCCUGGAGCUCCUGCAAUCGCACCUUGUUCCUUCGGCGACCACCGGAGAGUCCAAGGUCUUCUACUUGAAGAUGAAGGGCGAUUAUCAUCGAUACCUCGCCGAGUUCAAAAAUGGCGACGAGAGGAAGACUGCCGCCGAGGACACCAUGGUUGCAUACAAGGCUGCGCAGGAUAUUGCGGCGAGUGAUUUGGCGCCCACGCAUCCAAUAAGGUUGGGGCUGGCGCUCAACUUUUCGGUGUUUUACUACGAGAUCCUCAACUCCUCGGAGAAAGCUUGUAGCAUGGCUAAACAGGCUUUUGAGGAAGCUAUUGCUGAACUUGAUACACUGGGAGAGGAAUCGUACAAGGAUAGCACUUUGAUUAUGCAACUGCUGAGGGACAACCUCACUCUGUGGACUUCAGAUUUGCAGCAGGAGCAGAUGGACGAGGCUUAAGCACGGGAUUGUUAUGCUCCUUGAGGGAGGUGGGCUUGAAUGUCAUAAAUAUUCUGUAAUCUGCAGACAACUCUAUUUACAUUGAUGUCCUUAUGUGCAUACCAUGUGCUCAUGUUGACCUGUUUCCUUUUAAUUUGUUUGGCUUGGUAAUGAGAGUAGUAUAUGAUGAUUCCUGGUACCUUUAUUUUUGGCUUGAUCAAUGAUUCCUGGUAUUUUUGUGCUCA